AUGGCCCUGAAUAACUCAGGGAAGGAGGUUCUGAUCGCUCAUCAGCAGAUGUUCCAGGUGCAACUGACCGCUGAGGGACCGCUGACCAAACUGGUGGUGGCUAUCUUCAUGUCCAGUCUCUUCAUCUACAUCAACACGGUCAUGUUCAUGGCACUGUUGAGCAAGCCUGUGUUCAGAGAGACCCCUCGCUACGUCCUCUUUUCCCACAUGCUCUGUAACGACUCCAUCCAGCUGCUCUUCUCCUCUCUGAUGUACAUCAUUUCCUUGUGUUAUGUCCAGCUGGCUAAAGCCGUGUGCUCCAUUCUAAUACUGGUCACGGCCUCAACCUCACGAAAUGCGCCCAUAAAUCUGGCCGUGAUGUCACUGGAGCGCUACGUGGCUAUUUGCUUUCCCCUGCGUCACAGUGAGAUUGCCACCAAGACGAGAACCGGCCUGGUUAUCUCGGUCAUUUGGUUCUUCGGGGCAGUAAACCCGGUCGUAGACAUUCUCUAUACCUCAGCCACUGACCCCACAUUCUUCAGCGAGCGCAUGUUCUGCACAAGGGAGAGAAUAUUCAUUGCACCAUGGCAACGGGAACUGUUUGAGGGCCUCAACGCCUUCUAUUUUGUUGCUGUGACGCUGAUCAUUGUCUUCACCUACAUCAGUGUGAUGCUUGCGGCUCGUUCUGUCUCCAGUGAUAAAGAGUCGGCUAAGAGAGCACACAAGACGCUCCUGUUGCACCUCAUACAGCUGGGCCUGUGCCUGAACACGCUGGUGUUCGGCAGCAUAGAGAGAGCCCUGGCUAUGACCAGCAGCAGUCGUCUAUUCAUGGACCUGCGCUACGUGAACUUUCUCUUUGUUCUCAUUCUGCCUCGGUGCCUGAGCCCCCUGAUCUACGGCCUGAGAGACGACACUGUCAGGCCCCUAUUUCUGUUCUAUUUACAGUGUGGCACACGUAAAGUCAAGCCUAAUGUCAAUAUACAGUGA
Alosa sapidissima (American shad) is the source of this 966-nucleotide messenger RNA. RefSeq names its product odorant receptor 131-2-like. Lineage: Eukaryota; Metazoa; Chordata; Actinopteri; Clupeiformes; Clupeidae. The record is from RefSeq and is a predicted model, not a curated record. The transcript has a single exon. Gene Ontology annotation, molecular function: G protein-coupled receptor activity. Bases 1 to 966 code for a protein of 321 amino acids. Gene Ontology annotation, biological process: G protein-coupled receptor signaling pathway. Gene Ontology annotation, cellular component: membrane.